AUGAUCUUUUGCGGAGCCUCAAGGUAUGUCUUCCCCAAAUUUGAUUUGUUCUCUGCGUCGUCUCUAUCUUUGUUCCUUCUUUCUCCUUCGUAUGCCCUAAUUCUCCCCUUCCGGUUCCAUUCCAACUCGACAAAUCCUCAGUGUAUCGAAGAGGCUCUUUCCUCUUUCAAUCGCUUGCUUUAUGUGCGCCCCCCACCCUCUAUAGUUCAACUUAAUAAGAUCUUAGGAUCUCUUGCAAAGUUGAAACAUCAUCCAACUGUUAUCUCCCUUUUCAAACAAGCACAAGCUAAGGGAUUCACGCCAGAUUUGGUUACACUGAGCAUCUUGAUUAACUGUUACUGCCAUGUGGGUCAGAUGACUUUUGCUUUCUCUGCCUUAGGCAAGAUUCUUAAGAUAGGCUGUCGGCCAGAUACGGUUACUCUGACUACAGUAAUGAAGGGCCUCUGUAUCAAUAAUGAGGUUGGGAAAGCCUUGGAUUUUCAUGAUGAUCUGAUAGCAAAAGGGUUUCAGUUAAAUGUAGUAAGUUAUGGCACACUUGUUAAUGGACUAUGCAAGAUGGAGAAAACAAGAUCUGCUCUUAAAUUGCUGCAAAAAAUGGCGAGAGGGCCGGUUAAGCCUAAUCUUAUGAUUUAUAAUACAAUUAUUGUUGGCUUGUCCAAAGAAAGACUUAUAACUGAGGCCUGUGAUUUAUUUCAUGAAAUGAUUGAUCAUGGUAUGUCUCCUGAUAUUGUGACCUACAGCUCUCUUAUUCGUGGUUUUUGUGUCAUGGGUAAAUGGUCAGAAGCUGCAAAGUUGUUUAAUCAAAUGAGUCAUGAAGGCAUCAACCCUAAUGUUCAUACUUUUACUAUACUCGUUGAUGCAUUUUGCAAAGAAGGAAGUGUUACCAAAGCUGAAGCUGUUGUUGGCUUGAUGAUGAAGUGUGGUAUAAGACCUAAUGUAGUUACUUACAGCACUUUAAUGGAUGGUUACUGUUUGAUUAAUAAUGUUAGUGAGUCAAGAAAUCUAUUCAACAAGAUGGUCUAG
Messenger RNA from Neltuma alba, 1023 nucleotides. Its product is annotated as putative pentatricopeptide repeat-containing protein At1g12700, mitochondrial. Bases 1 to 1023 code for a protein of 340 amino acids. The transcript has a single exon. The record is from RefSeq and is a predicted model, not a curated record. NCBI's taxonomy places the organism in Eukaryota, Viridiplantae, Streptophyta, Magnoliopsida, Fabales, Fabaceae. Gene Ontology annotation, molecular function: protein binding.